AGGGAGUUUAUCAUGUAAAAGGGUUUCAGACAUACUUGGGCGCACGCGCGCUCAAUGUGACUUUUAUGGUUCCAAUUUCUCUGUCCCGAACCAAGGCACAUAUCUCUCUCUUCUCACAUGGUUCUUUCGCAAAUAGAACCAAGCCACUUGACAAAAGUGGCACUCAAGCUCAUUCAGCACUUCCAAUGAGCUCAUCUCAACAACGUAAUCCGUCCCAACCUAUUUUGUACUCUAAAGUACAUCAGUAUAGCAGUAAAAUUUAACAAAAUUUACUCCCUUGUCCUCAGAAAAAGAUCAGUUCCCAAACAUCCAAUCACAAGAAGAUCCCACUGACAUGGAUCCAAUUAUUAUUGAAACCGUUUACUGGAGAGUAUCUCAAUCUUCUGGUUCUUUGCUUUUCGACGUUAUUUCUCGCAAGGAAUCUGACAAAGAUUUAUACAAAUUGGCCAUUGAUCAAUUUGGAGACCUCGCUGGUCAAUUAGUCCAUCGAUCUGGUACAAACCGUUACUUGGAGGUCAAUUUUAAUGCUAGUGGACACCGUUCAUUUGCUUUCACUUCUGGCUUGAAGUUUGAUCAUGGCAUGAUCAUUAAGCCUGCACAUGACAUGGCAUCUGGCUCCGUUUUGAAAAAAAGUGAACCUUCAACGUUUACCUUGGCUUCGGCCAAAAGAGCUUCUUGCUGGCUUAGCUGCCAUGCUCAGUAACUAUGGCGUUGUUCGAGAUAUUGGUGUUGUCAAGGACAAUGCCACAGGCACU
Rhizopus microsporus ATCC 52813 is the source of this 755-nucleotide messenger RNA. RefSeq lists its product as uncharacterized. The transcript has a single exon. The record is from RefSeq and is a predicted model, not a curated record. The coding region runs from base 335 to 703 and encodes 122 amino acids. NCBI's taxonomy places the organism in Eukaryota, Fungi, Mucoromycota, Mucoromycetes, Mucorales, Rhizopodaceae.